Messenger RNA from Cyphomyrmex costatus, 4691 nucleotides. Its product is annotated as zinc finger protein 236. The transcript has 19 exons. Gene Ontology annotation, cellular component: nucleus. Gene Ontology annotation, biological process: regulation of gene expression. Lineage: Eukaryota; Metazoa; Arthropoda; Insecta; Hymenoptera; Formicidae. The record is from RefSeq and is a predicted model, not a curated record. The coding region runs from base 61 to 4539 and encodes 1492 amino acids.
GAGGAUGUGCGGAAAUGCAAAUUAUGCAACAAACAAUUCGUGCAGCCCGCACUCUACCGAAUGCACGUUCGCGAGCAUUAUAGGACGAAGAUAGUAAAGCAAACUAAGAGGGGAACGAAACAUAAAACUAUGUACAAAUGUACCAUAUGCUUGAAGACUUUCCAAAAACCGAGCCAAUUAAUACGACAUAUCAGAAUACAUACUGGAGAAAAGCCCUUUGAGUGUACUGUCUGCAACAGAGCGUUCACACAAAAGAGUUCGCUACAAAUUCAUGCAUGGCAACACAAGGGCAUUCGGCCACAUACUUGCAGUCUUUGUAACGCCAAGUUUAGUCAAAAAGGGAAUCUAAAGGCGCAUAUACUCAGAGUGCACAAUGCACCAGAAGGUGAGUCAACGUAUGCAUGUUCCUCUUGUUCCUGCGUUUUUAAGAGACUAGGCAGUUUAAAUGGACACAUAAAGCGAAUGCAUUCUAUUUCCUCGGAGGAAUCCAACGCCAAAUCCUUCGAAGCUAAUCCUAUCUCGUCGGAAGCUGAAAUGCGCGCGACCGUCGACAGUGUUAUAUCACAAUUGGCAUCUUUGGAAUCUAUUGUGAAUAGUACUGCAGAUUCUACAAGAACUACAACUUUAAGUGCGGAACAGAAUGAUAUUUUACAGCAGGCAUUAAAAAACAGUGGUUUACCGAACAAAAGCGAUGUCAUUUCGAAAGAAACCGCAGAACCAAAGAAGACUGAUUCAUCAACGUCGUAUGUCACGCUAGUAGACAGAACUGCUGGUGGUACUUCGAGGAAAUAUCUCACCAUAAAACAACGCUGCAUAGGAAACGUACGGUGGUAUGCGUGUUCGUUUUGCCCGAAAGAAUUCAAAAAGCCGUCGGAUUUGAUACGUCAUUUGCGCGUACACACCCAAGAGAAACCCUUCAAGUGUAUGUAUUGCGUGCGUUCUUUUGCGCUAAAAUCGACAAUGAUAGCGCACGAACGGACUCAUACUGGAGUGAAGAAAUACGCCUGCGAGUCCUGCGACAAAACCUUUGCGUGUCAUAACAGUCUUACCGCUCACACCAAAUUACACACAAAACCGCACAAGUGUAACAUAUGCGACAAAUCAUUUAGCGCGAGUACCAUCCUAAAAAAUCAUAUGAAAAGCCAUACGCGGGAGAAGCCUAAAAUGUCGUCGGAGGCGGAGAGCCUGGUACGACAAGUGGUACUGCAAGAACCGCUCGUCAUUAGCGACGCUGGUAAUAAAAUUAGCGUGGCACAAGUGCAGUCGAAACAGAAACAAUUGUACGAAAACGUCGGCGUGGCCAGGCCGCACGAAUGUUGGGUUUGUCACGCGGCGUUCAGGAAAGUUAGUCAUUUGAAGCAACAUUUUCGUAGGCAUACAGGCGAGCGUCCUUACAAGUGUUCCAAGUGCGACAGGAGAUUCACGUCAAACAGUGUUCUGAAAUCUCAUUUGCAUACACAUGAUGAUACGAGGCCAUACAGUUGUUCUGUAUGCGACACGAAAUUCUCCACGCAGAGCAGCAUGAAGAGGCAUUUGGUCACACAUAGCAAUAAGAGGCCAUACAUGUGUCCAUACUGUCACAAAACAUUUAAGACAUAUGUCAAUUGUCGAAAGCACAUGAAGAGGCACAAACACGAGCUGGCGCAACGACAAUUGGAGGAACAAAAGAUACAAGCUCAGAAGGAUCCACAGUCUUCGAGUGAAACUAAGGAUGCUAUUGGAUCAGUGUUACCGGAGAACAUCGAAGAUAUGGAGGUGUCAUUUCAACCGCAAAUGGCACCGGAUUUUACGCAGGCUUUUUCCGAUCAGUUUCAAGAUAUCAGCACAGAGAAAGAAAAAUCUUUUCUACUACCGGACAACACAACACCAUCGAUAGUGAAUCAAAAUUUAUCUGUCGACACAACUACUUUGGGAACGCCGCAAACUCUACACGCCGAUGAAACUGGUACUAUCACGUUACCUAAUUACUCAGGGGAUCAAACUUUCACGCCGAAAAACUUGCAGGAAAGUAUACGAGAGAUAGAGGAGACUCUGAAUCAACAAUUGUUUAACAUGGGUAUGAAUCUCGGGCUGGGGACAAAUAAUUUGCCGAGGCAGAUGGACGAGGUGAACACGAAUUCUCACAAUUCUAGAGAACAGCCGAUGCUUAAUAUUAUAUAUGAACAUAACAAAUCUCUGGAAUCGUCAGGCAAUACCAUAUUCAUGUCACAAUUUGAUUCGUUUGAUAUGAACCAAAUAACGUUGCAGACGGAUAACGAUAUAGAUAUUGGUUUAAAUCCGAGCAACUCUAUGUCUAGUAUUUUGCCUAGAUCUGUGGAAAGCCAACAAGAGGAACAACAAGCUGUUCCAGUUACUACAACUAGCAAUAUAGACGCUUCUCAAAUUACGAGAAACACUCAUCUGGUGAUAAUAAAUCCCAAGGAAAAUUGUUCGGAAUUAGUGAGACUUUCGCAAGUAUGCCCAUCGAAAUACUCGAAAGUCAUCGCGAAAGCUGACACCACAAAUGGAUCGGAGAUGCAAGGCAUGAAUGAGCACGAAAAGGCAGGGCAAGCAUCGCAGACAAGUAAUGUUGUAUCAUGUGAAAAUGAAACAAAUUGUUUCAUGAAGAAUUUCCAAAGUACAAUGCAGUCGGAGACGUUCGUUUCUUCGGACAACUCAGCCAAAAUAUUGCAAUGUAACACUCUGCUGCAAUGUCACAUGUGCGGCGAUCAAGGUUUCACGGCAGAGAGAUUGAAGGAACAUUUGAAAUCUCAUCGCGGUGACAAAGAGUAUGAGUGUUCGGAGUGUUCUCAGCGAUUCUGCACAAAUCGUGGUCUCAGUAAGCAUUUGAAGAUGCAUACGAACAAGCAGCGGUGGAAAUGCAUGAUAUGUCAGAAGGUACUGAGCAGCAAACUGCAAAUGAAAUAUCACAGUAAGAUGCAUACCGGGACUUGGAAUGUUUCGUCUAUGGAGCCGGACAGUUCUCAGAAGGAUCUUAUUUCCUCGAGUUCCGGUUUGUCAUCCGAUCUAACAACGCUGGACGUCCGAGCAGAUUCGAACCCUUCAGUUUCCGAGAAGGUUUUGAUGGCCGCAGUCGCCGAGAAGAAAAGCAUGGACCGCACUGACGAGAAUAUAGUGAAGAAAGAGAUAAGGGAAUACACUAAUAAAUGCAAGUACUGUCCGAAGACUUUCCGUAAACCAAGCGAUCUCAUCAGGCACAUUCGUACGCAUACGGGUGAACGACCGUACAAGUGUGAUCACUGCAACAAGAGCUUCGCGGUUAAGUGUACUUUGGAUUCGCACAUGAAGGUUCAUACAGGCAAGAAGACGUUCUGCUGCCACGUCUGCAGUAGCAUGUUUGCUACAAAGGGCAGUUUGAAGGUCCACAUGCGAUUGCAUACGGGUUCGAAACCGUACAAGUGUCUCGUGUGCGAUCUUCGAUUCCGCACUUCGGGUCAUAAGAAAGUACAUAUGUUGAAGCACGCAAGGGAGCAUAAGGGCGGUACAAAACGCAAGUCGAAACACUCUAAGAUCGCUGCGGUGGCGGAAGCGGCGGCCAGCCUCGAAAAAAUCGACAACAGUUCUCUUAAUAAUGCGUCAACAGCAACGACUACUGCUAUAAUUAACGAUGAAAUCGCGCCAUCGCAAACCUUGGCAGAUUAUCCCACGUUAGAGCAAACAGUGAAUCUCGGUACCGCGGUUCAUCUACCGAAUCAAAUCGCGUUUAAUCACACUGACACGACGACGACAAUCAAUAACAAUUCGAUAUUGUCUGUGAACGAAAACAACCAACUGGUGGCGAAUCUACAGUUCUUGUUGGCAAAUGGUUUGGUCACUUUUCAAACGGACGAUACCCUGCUGACGCAAUCGACGAUAAACAGUUCUGAUGCUACCGGCGCCGACAUGUCAACUAACGUAAUCGAAUUAGUCAAUCCAGAUCCUUUUCAUGAAACUUGUAACUUGGGUAACAACAAUCACGUGGUGAUAACCAGCCAAGUGCCAGCGGAGACGACGACCGCAGAUAUGAGCAACACAGCGGUUAUUCAAAUGAAUAAUUGUACGCCUCCUGUAUCUAUGAUACAAAUUCAAACUCAAGAUACAAAUAGCGUCGGUGUGUUUGAAGCGAAAACGAGUGAUCAAACAACAACAACAACGAUGACGAAAGCUUCGGCGCAGACUUCAAGCAAGGAGUGCGAUGUAUGCGGAAAAACGUUCAUGAAGCCGUAUCAAUUGGAACGACACAAACGUAUUCAUACGGGGGAACGACCAUUCAAGUGCGAGCAAUGCGGCAAAUCGUUUGCGCAGAAAUUUACACUGCAUCUGCAUCAGCAGCACCACACCGGUGAUCGGCCAUACUCUUGUCCACACUGCAAGCGCCUGUUCACGCAGAAAUGCAACUUACAGACACAUCUGAAACGCUUCCAUCAGAUGGUCAUGCUCGAUGUUAAAAAGCUGAAGAGCGGCCAACAGAUGCUAGGCACGCUUCUACAAGACAAUCAAGGCGGAGAUACUAAGCUGCUAAACUUGGACGACAUACUGGUGGUAGAUUUUCUCAAAUAAAUGUCUUCAAAGGAAUCUUUCGAGAAAAUUAACCCUGUGAUUCUCGCAAGCAAAUCGCUUGUAAGUAUGUGUAAUGUAAUUAACUUGAACUGUAAUUGAAAACGUGCCACAAACGAAUUUACUAAUAAUUGAAUACUACGCUUUUAAGUGAC